AUGACAAGUGCCGCCUCUUCGUCUAUCGCGUCUGAGCCAAUUUGUACUUCGUCAAGCGAGAGGUUGUCUGAGAACGAACGAUUUAUAGAUAAUGAACACGAUCCACUGAUACCGAGUCUUCAAGAUGUACACCACACAUUUCAGCAAGGCGAAGCCACAUGGAAGUUCUUCCUAAGUCAAGCAAAGGCGAUACCCAAAGGCCUUUGGCCGAAAGAUGCACUUGAUCCAUACGUUACUCUUGUAGACGUGCCCGGUCUACCAGCCAACCUACCACGCCGCAAAGUCAUUCGCGGUAGACCUUGCUGGGAGUUUUCGCGCGACAUUGGGGUCACCGACUGUCAGAGCGAUACAAGCCUGAGGCUUGGUCAACUUACUACAUUUCAACUGCUCAUCGACGAUCCAAUUGCGUGUGCUGUAGGCCCGGACGCAGCGUCAUACGCUUGCACCAAUUCUGAAACAACAGAAAGCCUUGCGGUAUUGGUCAUGUGUUGGUCAUACAUCCUCUCGGUGCGAUUGUUUGAAAUGCAAGGCUUUGGGGUUCGAUAUACGGACCAUCGUUUGUGGCCUAUUCUCCCCCAAGACCAAGAAGAAACCACAGCCGACAUUAAUCUCAAGGGCGCAUCGCCUGGGCUUAUCAGGUGGCUCUGCGCUAUUCUUAGCCCUGCUAUGGGUUGGCAGGCUAGGGGUCAUAAUCAUUUUCCACCAUAUGGCUGCGGAUGUUUGCACCCCCCCCCAAGCUCUGCCGAGGCCAUGGAGCUUCUCAUUGAGCUGUGUCGGUUGUUUAACUCGAGAGCAGACUCUACGCUCUCUUAUUUAGAGCCUAUGCCACCUUACAAGGCAUCAUUCCUAGCUGCACUCGCACUUCCUUUCUAUAGAUUUAUGAAACUUCAGCCACAGCUACCACGGCCACAUCUCAUCAAACGAAGCAGCAAACCCUUGAACAGCGCCCAUAAAAAACAGAUUCGUGGAUAUCUGCUUCAUAUACGUUACUUUAUGACUCUAAGCGCCCACCCCCCUUCUAUCGGAUCCAUUCUAUGGAGCAUCUUCUGGCAGCCGGAUAUCAAUUGCAAUCUAGUUGGCCCAUGGCUCGGAUCAGUCUUGCAUGUACUGGAGCCUAUUCUUGUACCUAAUGAGGUUGAGGUUCUGCUUAAAGUCUUAGUUUCGCGCCGUCCUAGAAUUGGAAUCUGGUGGGUUUCUCUCUUUCUCUUAGGUGAUCUGGCUCUCCUUGACUGGAUUAAGCGAUACACAACUAGGAUGGAAGAAAAGUACGGCUUUGGAACCUUAUCAUCCCCAGAUCCAAUGGUAUCAGCCUGGACGGGGUCUAAGCAGUCAUUUCUCGACUUCGACAAUGAUUGCCUUUAUCCAAAACUAUCUGAUUUAGUGUCAACAGUCGAUCUCCUUCGGUGCCGUUUCGAUUUCAAACUUCAGGACACAACGUCUACAGCCUUAUCCUGGAGACCUUUUGGUUGUAUGGAAAAAUGUCUGGUUGAGCUUGAGAUCUGGCCGCAGUUGGAAAGCACGUAUACCCGCAGGUAUAGCGCAUUUGUAUGGUACCCUGAGAAGAACUUUGACAAGGGUUUCCGAGAAAAUACAGGACAACAUAUAAUGGACGUGCCAGACAAUUUGGCAAUACGCACUUCCAUUGAGCAAGAAAACAACCACCCUCUCAAUAUGCGACCAUCCAAGAGAUCGACAUGUGAAAUGAUAGAGCAUCUAGUGGAGGACGCUGGAGGCAGUCGCAAUUGGGCAAAUGCUGGUUUGCCGGUGCUGCGUACUCGGCUCAAAUGGCUACACGAUUGGGAAGGCCUCGACACAAUGGAUGGUCCAGUGGUGGAAAAGGAAGAGACCCGAACGCCGUCGUGGUUUCUCGAGAGUUGGAUCAACGGGAAAUUCUGCUCAGAAUCCCAUGGCAUCGAAGAAUCUGUGGACUAA
This is a messenger RNA of Fusarium poae, 1932 nucleotides long. RefSeq lists its product as uncharacterized. Bases 1 to 1932 code for a protein of 643 amino acids. The transcript is spliced from 2 exons. Lineage: Eukaryota; Fungi; Ascomycota; Sordariomycetes; Hypocreales; Nectriaceae. The record is from RefSeq and is a predicted model, not a curated record.